AAACAUUGAGAACCAAAUCCCACCACAGCUAAAACCCACAAAAGCAACUUAACUUCUCCGAAUUCGGUGAGCUAGUUUCUCGAUACCGACCAAGCGCAAUGGCUGUCGUCCCACACAAGAUGAGCAGGGGUGAGAGGCAUAUGUUUGCAUCAUCCGACGACGGUGCAAUGAUGAAGCAGAUUCAGGCGACUCAUUCCCCAGAUGGCCGGGAAUUCGCUGUCAAGCCUCUGCUUCACAUUGCUGAAGAUGUGUUUCAGAGGUCGCGUCCUGGUGUGCUCGCCAUUGGUGGUGAGCCUACGGGAGCUCAGCAGGCACAACUAGAUGCCUUGGAAGACAAGGUUCUGGAGAACGGGCUCCAUGAAACCCUUGAAAUUAUGUCCUUCACCAUCAACAAGAUAGCCUGCGAGAUCUCCUGCAAGUGCUCUGGAGGAGGAGAUGCACAUGCCACGACCAUGUCCAUCUUCAACAUAGUCUCGAGCUACUCGUGGGAUGCGAAAGUCGUGCUAGCCCUGGCCGCAUUUGCAGUGAACUACGGCGAGUUCUGGCUCGUGUCCCAGCUGUACCUCACCAACCCACUGGCCAAAGCCGUGGCACUGCUCAAGCAACUGCCCGACAUCCUCGAACGUGCCGACGCCUUGAAGACGAGGUUUGAGGCCCUGAGCAACUUGAUCAGGGCCAUGAUGGAGGUGGCCAAGUGCAUUGUGGAGUUCAAGGAGCUUCCAUCGCAGUACAUUAGCCACGACACGCCCGAGCUGCUGACUGCGACUGCUCACAUCCCCACGGCCGUGUACUGGACUAUUCGAAGCAUCGUGGCUUGUGCAACACAGAUCAUUGGCCUCAUUGGCAUGGGGCAUGAGUACAUUGCUUCGACGACGGAGGCAUGGGAGUUGUCUAGCAUGGCUCAUAAGGUCACCAACAUCCACAGCCAUCUCAUGAAGCAGCUCACUGUUUGUUACCAACAUAUUGACGAGAAGAGGCACAUCGAGGCAUACCAAGCCUUAAUCCGGCUUUUCGAGAUAGUACACAUCGACAACAUGAAGAUCCUUAGGGCGCUGAUCUAUGCCAAGGACGACCAGCUCCCACUCUUCGACGGCAACACCAAGAGAAGAGCAAGCCUGGACGUCCUGCGAAGGAAAAACGUCCUUCUCCUCAUCUCCGACCUCGAACUCUCCCACGAGGAACUCUCGAUGCUCGAGCAGAUGUACCACGAGGCGCGCCAGCAUCCCACGAGGCUGGAGAGCCAGUACGAGGUGGUGUGGAUGCCGGUUGUGGACCGCUCAACGCCUUGGAACGAGGAGAAGCAGAAGGCAUUCGAGCGGCUUCAGGGGAUGAUGCCGUGGUACUCUGUAUACCACCCUUCGUUGAUCGAUCUCGCGGUGAUCAGGUACACGAAAGAAGUCUGGCACUUCAACAAGAAGCCAUUGUUGGUGGUGUUGGACCCUCAGGGGAAAGUUGUGAACCCAAAUGCCCUCCACAUGAUGUGGAUUUGGGGUAGCUUGGCUUUCCCCUUCACUAGUGCUAGAGAGGAAGCUCUGUGGAAGGAAGAGUCCUGGAGGCUCGAGCUUCUCGCCGAUGCUAUUGAUCCUGUCAUCCUCUCUUGGAUAGCUCAGGGGAAAUUCAUAUGCUUGUAUGGAGGUGAGGACAUGGACUGGAUCAGGAAGUUCACCACAACAGCGCAAGCGGUGGCUCGAGCAGCAGGAAUCACCAUGGAAAUGCUGUACGUCGGGAAGAGCAGCCCGAAAGAGAAAGUGAGGAAGAACAACGUCAUGGUACAAUCCGAGAGCCUGAGCCACGUGCUCCCGGACCUCACCCUCAUCUGGUUCUUCUGGGUGAGGCUCGAGAGCAUGUGGCACUCCAAGGUCCAGCACAACAGGACCGUGGAGAACGACGCGAUCAUGCAGGAGAUCGUGACGAUGCUGAGCUUCGACGGCAGCGAGCAAGGGUGGGCCGUGGUGAGCAGGGCAUCGGCAGAGAUGACCAAGGCGAAGGGGGAGACCAUACUGAAGAGCUUCAUGGAAUUUGACGAGUGGAAGGAACUUGCUCAGGAGAAAGGGUUUGUUCCCGCGCUGAAUGAUUACCUGCUUGGCUUGCAUACUCCACACCAUUGCAACCGUUUGAUCCUGCCUGGAAGCACUGGGAGUAUCCCUGAUAGGGUUGUCUGUGCUGAGUGUGGCCGUCCCAUGGAGAAGUUCAUCAUGUACCGUUGCUGCACUGAUUGAGCAAAAGAAGUUUGACAGUAUCUUUUUCCUAUCACGUUUGAAGCUAAGUCCAAUUUCGAUAAUGGGUUUCUGACUUCCUGGUGUCUCAACGUAUUCAUUCUUCACUGCUAGUGUGUGGUUUGUACUAUUUUACCGUUUCCCUUUGCAGAAUUGGGUUAUUGGUUCCUCAACAGUAUUCAUUAUCCGUCAUUCCGAUUUUAAUCAGAGUAUACUUUGUUUAUUA
Molecule: messenger RNA, 2442 nt
Organism: Linum tenue
Lineage: Eukaryota; Viridiplantae; Streptophyta; Magnoliopsida; Malpighiales; Linaceae
Source: the annotation of a GenBank genome assembly